Messenger RNA from Theobroma cacao (cacao), 1085 nucleotides. Its product is annotated as dirigent protein 17-like. NCBI's taxonomy places the organism in Eukaryota, Viridiplantae, Streptophyta, Magnoliopsida, Malvales, Malvaceae. The record is from RefSeq and is a predicted model, not a curated record.
CACUCAGUCUCUCUCUCUCUCUCUCACUUCCAUUCCAUUGCUCUCUGUUUUGAAACUCUCUGAAGCAGUUAGGGUUUUAUUGGUUCUUCGAGGAGACAAGGAAAGAUUUUCUCUUUUAAAAAACGAAAAAGGAAAAGGAAAAGAAAGCCAAGGAAAGUUGCAGAAGCAUUUGCAAACGCUCUCAAGAUCGAGUCAUUUCUGGUGAAAAUUUCAGAGCCAGGUACUCAAGUUUGCACAUUCUUUUCUCAAAUUUUCGUGCUAUGGAAAAGAAAUCUGAGGAGGCAGAAUCGGAGUCUGGGGUAUACGAGUUACCGGGAGAGCCAGCUGUUGUUAUCAAUGGAGUGCCUGAGAUAAACCCAAAUUGCAACACUCUUGUCCUGUCUAACGUGGAGAAGGAAGAUGGAGAGUCUCAGAAAGAUGAAGGGUGUGGUGAAUGGUUGGAAGGAAGGGAAGUUCGAAAACUGUUUGGGGAAAGAUAUUAUCGUGGUUCUGUCAUCCAGUUUGACAAGGAAACUGGGUGGUAUAGGGUGGAGUAUGAAGAUGGUGAUUCUGAGGAUCUUGACUGGCAUGAGUUGGAAGAGGUGCUUCUGCCUGUGGACAUUACAAUUCCGCUGAAAGCAGUGGCUGUGAAGCUGUUAAAGAAGAACCAGAAAGCUGCCAUUCAUAAACCUGGAAACUUGGUGGCUGCAGGGUCUGCAAUUCAGAAGGCCAAGCAUGUGGGAAAGAAGGGAAAGAUGAGUGAAGCACUUAAAGAAGCUUGAUUUAGACCUGAAAUACUUGGAGUGCACAAGAAGUGGAUAAGAAAUUGGAAUUGAAAUUGAAGAAGGUUUAUUUGGUGGAUCUUGUAGCUGGUAGGUCAAUUUGAUACUGAGAAUGUUUUUGUUUUAGUCAUCAAUAUCAUCGUUGUAUGGAAAUUUUUUCUGUGAGUGGAAAAGUAGUAGAAAAAGAAAACAAUUACCAAUUUAUUCCCAUGUGUGCAGUAUCUGUUUAGCCUUGCUAUCUUAACUUUUUCCAUGGGAGUCUAGUUUGAGAGUUUGUACUCAUUGUUUUACUGCAGAAAUAGACUCGUGCAGUUUAGAAUUUUA